ACUGGGGACACUUGUCCCCCGCGGGUCUGGUCGCCUCUUCCGCCCUCCUCCUCCUCCUCAGCCCCCUUUAGAGCGCCGCCGACGCCAGUGCCUGCCCCCACCCCCCGGAAGAUGAUUGAAAUGUUAGAGAAGGGCGGCUGAGGGUCAAUAGAGGCAGAGGAGCGGCGGAGGAGAAGGCUCGUCUCCCUUCCUUCAGAGGGAAGACGAGCAGGAGCCGCCUCAGAGUCAGAGUCCUCAAGGCACGCUGCAUCUCCCCGCCCCACCACGCACGCGCACGCCCUUCUAUUUUCCCGCCCUUUCCUUGAGGGCGGCGUCUGCCUCCUGCCUGUGGGUGCGUGUCCUCCGAUGAGGGAAGAAGACGGGAGGCUGAGAGGAGAAGGGAGCCCACUGCGGCGCCAUUUUGUUACAAAAUGGAUGACACUAUCUUCAGCAACCUGGGCAAGCUACUCCUACAGCUUGUUUUUCAGACUGAGCAAGUAUCUUACUCUAAGGAACAUGUUACGCAGCAGAUACAGAUAUAUACUGCAAAUAUUGUAAGGGAGAAAAGUGAAAUCUGUCAUUUACAAGAAGAUAUUAACAAGAAUGAUGAGGUGAUCCUUAGUCUGCAUAAACGCAACAGUAACACUAAGGAGAACUGUAAAACUUGGAAACCAACAUACAUUAUUCUUAAUAAACAUGAGGAAUAUUUGCAGAAGGAACUCCAGAAGUGCCAAGAAGCAACAGAAAAAGACAAGAAAAUAUACCAGGAUAACAUGAAACAGUUUGAAGAGACUUUCAAGCAGCACCAAGCUAAAUAUUUAGAAACGGCAGCUGCACAGGAAUAUUACAGAGAAAGAAAAGAAUUUGAAGUAAUCCAAAGCCGAGUUCGGAAACAAUCAGAACUACUUAAACAGAAAGAAGCUGAAGUGAUGGAUCUUCAAGAUCCUGGUCCAUUUCCAUCACUUACUUAUUGGGCUUCACAGAUCGCAUCUUUGAGGCAAAGCACAAAGGGAACUCUUAAGAAUGCGGCAGUUCUCAGGCAACAAUCAUUUGAACUAGACAAAACAGCAGAGGAGCUAGAAAAUAAAAUAAAUAGUUUCAAACAGCUCAAGGCACUUGCUUUCAAGAUAAUCAUAAUAAAGCAACUUGAAAGAAUGACAGAAGAUCAAAAUCAUCCUGAAGUGAUAGAUGGGGGAAAUGCAAACAAUCUAGAAACUAGGAAGAAAUUUGAAGAAAGCUCAUUCAAAAAGAGUCAUCAGCUGCAUUUGUUAAAUGAGAAACAUCGGAUGUAUAAACCACUCCAUCUCCCUAAUGUUUCUCAGAAAUUAGUCCAAAGUGUACCAACUCUGAAGCCAUCAAUUCAGCACACACAGACAGAUGUGAAAAGGAAAGAAGAUUCUGCAGGACAUUCAGGAGUGUCCAGUACAUACUUCAGCUAUGUGGGAAAAGAAAUACAGAAAUGCAAUGACACCACGGGAACAAAAAAUGCAAAAACUUCCCAGGUUUCAUGUAUAAGAAGCUUGCAAAACCAAACACCACUCAGGCUGCUGUCUUAUCAGAAGCAAACAAAUAAUGAGCAGUGGUUUGAAGUGGAGACCCCAGAAAUAGCAGAAAAAGAUGUUGAAUGCACAAGAAGAGAAGAAGGAAACAAGUCAGAGCAUUCUGUAUAUGUAUCUCAAGAUGGGCAGACAGAAUGUUAUAUUAAGCCAACUGGACAUAAUUCUGCUGUAGGAGAAGAUCCUGAACACUUUCCUGAACCAAACGUAUUUCUGAAGACACCUGAUUUUAGUGGGGCAAACAUUCUACCUGAAUUACUUCAGACAGAAAGUGAAGGAUCAGUGUCCAAGUCACCUGCUUUUUCGUUUCUUAUGGGCUUUGCUACAAAGUCACCAGGAUUUAAUUUCUUUGAUUCUACUGAAUUUGGAGCUGAAAGUUCACCAGUUCAGACAGAUGCAAACUAUUCUGCUGGAAAUGUAAAUCCUGCUUCUCCACACAAAGAUAUCGGAGGUUUAUUUGGGAAAAUGGACACUGAGGAUUCAUUUGCGUUUUCAUUUCCAUCCUGCUCUUCUGGCCAAGCUUUUCAAGAUGGGAAAGAUGACUUCAGUUUUCCAUUUGCUUUUGGAUCAUCCCAGCCUGAGCCUGCCUCUGUAGAAGGCUUUCAAUCUUCUGUACAAAGCAGAAAAACCUUUUCUCUUUUUUGAAUAUAUUCUUUAACUGAGUUUAAAUUUUGUAGCUGCUUAGCCUGGACUAACCAUUUCAGCUUCCUACCUAAAAGAAGUAAGACAAUGAAAGAAAAAGAGAGCAUACAUAUUUUCAUUCCAGUGGUGAGAUUUUUGCAUCUAUCCGUUUAAAAUGAAUCCGAAGGUUGGAGUUCAUAGAUUUAAUUUAUUAAAACUGUCAAUAAACGUUUACUUUACAUAGCACAUGUAGCUUCAUUUCAGACUAGCUUAUUUAACAGGUUGGGUGCUAUUUAUUAAGAAAUGGAACUGUUGGUUGCAUAACUAUACCUGAAACAUUUAAGCAUGGGCAAUUUUGGCAAAGCCAUUCUGAUUUGUAACAGCCACAGAAUACCAGUCAUAGUGAUAAUAGUUGGUUUUAUUGAUUUUGGAUUUCCCUGUAAAAUGGUUUAUUUUUAAAUAAAAAUGUAUCAUAAUAUGAAA
This is a messenger RNA of Hemicordylus capensis (graceful crag lizard), 2639 nucleotides long. RefSeq names its product chromosome 1 C14orf39 homolog (gene C1H14orf39). NCBI's taxonomy places the organism in Eukaryota, Metazoa, Chordata, Lepidosauria, Squamata, Cordylidae. Gene Ontology annotation, biological process: meiotic DNA double-strand break processing involved in reciprocal meiotic recombination; oogenesis; spermatogenesis. Gene Ontology annotation, cellular component: central element. The record is from RefSeq and is a predicted model, not a curated record. Bases 411 to 2180 code for a protein of 589 amino acids. The transcript is spliced from 19 exons.